GCGGCUCGGGCCUACAGGACGUCACACGCGUCUGGACGGACGCCUGCUUGCACGAGCUGCAUUCGUCUGAACUGUAUUGCGCUGAACCACUGUUGCGCGGGGCUCUGUAUCGAUCAAAAGCUACGACACCCAAACUCGAUUGCGCCGACCGCGCGCCGCGACCAUGGGCCGACUGCUGCUCUCGAGCGGGCAGGUAUCGGUGAUGCUGUCCGCCAUGAUCGUCUUUGCCUUCACGUUCGCGCUCUUCCUCUCCGGCUACGUGCUGCAGCAGCGCUACGUACACAACCUGCAGGCUGCAAUCAAGCCGCGCAUGCCCAAACCUCUCCCCGCGCCGAAAAUCAUCCAGCCGCCGACGCUCGACGCGAAAUGGGCGCGGCCCACAGUGGAGGAUCCGAUGGCGCAGUACAUGGGCGGGCUGGAGCUGGACUGGGGCCGGCUGGGCUACGUGCAGGUGGUGCGCGAGCACGUCGAGCUGUGCAGCGCCGUGAUGCUGCUGUCGGACCUGCACCGCAUGAAGAGCCCCGCGCGGCGCGUGCUGAUGUUCCCCCGCCUGUGGCUGCAGGACGCCGACGCCGAAGGCUUCAGCCCCGAGAUGGCGACGACACGGCGCCUGCUGGGCACCGCUGCCCGCCGUUACGGCGUUACACUGGCCCCCAUGGCACCCAUCCACGACGGCGCCGACCCGACGCUGCCCUCGUCGUACUCGCUCGCCAGCCUCUAUUCACUCGUCGACUACGAGCGUCUCGUGUACCUGCAGGGCCCCGGCGUGCUCCUCGACGCCUCCUCGCUCGACUCGCUGCUGGCCUUCUCGCAGUCGGCGCCCAUGGCCGCAUACCCCGCCUCGUCCGAGCGCACUGCCCUCUCCACGUCGCUGCUGCUCAUCCACCCGACCCAGGCCAGCUUCCAGCAGCUCAAAGCCGCGCGCGCCGCCACGCCGUCGUCCGACCUCGCCCUCUUCCGCCGCACCUUCCACGCCCCCGAGUCGCUGAUCUCUGCCUGGUCGCUGUCCAUGGGCACUAUGGUGUACGAGGCGCACCAGCUGCGCGCCGAGGGCGCUGACUUCAACGCCACGGCCUUUGAGCAGUCGACGGCCUUUGUGCGCCUCGCAGACCCGGAGCUGCCUGGGCCCGAGUACGACGUCCCGUUUGCGGCGCGCGCGCGGCUGCGGCCCGAGAACGAGCAGGCGCUGGAGGUGUGGGGGAGGCUGUACGAGCGGUUUCGCCAGCAGCGGAUGGAGGUGUGCGGGCUGGAUCUGGAGGUGUACGCGGCGCCUGGGGUGCGGGGGUAGGGUUGUUUGUGGAUGGAGUUGUUUGUGGAUGGAGUUGUUUGUGGAUGGAGUUGUUUGUGGAUAGAGUUGUUU
Messenger RNA from Boeremia exigua, 1360 nucleotides. RefSeq lists its product as uncharacterized. The transcript has 2 exons. Bases 164 to 1288 code for a protein of 374 amino acids. NCBI's taxonomy places the organism in Eukaryota, Fungi, Ascomycota, Dothideomycetes, Pleosporales, Didymellaceae. The record is from RefSeq and is a predicted model, not a curated record.